Molecule: messenger RNA, 1370 nt
Organism: Drosophila obscura
Lineage: Eukaryota; Metazoa; Arthropoda; Insecta; Diptera; Drosophilidae
Product: glutamic acid-rich protein
Exons: 2
Coding region: 268-1167 (299 amino acids)
Source: RefSeq, a predicted model, not a curated record
GCCUUGCGACUCCGUGUGGGCCCCCAAUAUGCUUGCUUGUGUGUGUGUGGAAAUUAGCUUUUUUCGGAGUCAACAAUAAAAUUUUCAUUCAGCUUUGGGACGCAUUCAGCAGCAGAAGUGGCAGUGGCAGCAACAGCAGCAACCGAAGCAGCAGGAGCGCAGGACUUAAGCUCAAAACCUCAAAAAAACCUCGACCUCGGCAACAGGAGCAACAGCAACAGAGCAUCAGAGGAUAGAGAAAAUCCAGUGGGCAGUGGGCGCAAAAGAAUGCGAAGUCGCACCGAGCUGGUGACCACCACAUUUGUGGAGAGCGACGAAGAGGAGGACUACAGUCCGGACGACGAUUCCGAUUCGGAGGAGGACUGGCGUCCCACCAAGAAGCGGCCACCAAAGCAGCCGCGCAUCGGCCUUGCCGUUGCUGGCGGUUCAAGUGGUGCAGCAGGUGCUGGCGCUGGCGCUGGCGGAGCAGGUGGCAGUGAGGGCAGCCGCAAGCGAAAGGCAGCUGGAACAGCCUCGAAGGCCAAGCGUCGCCACUCGAAGUUGGACAGCGAUGACGACUCCGACGAGAACGACGAUGACGAUGACCUAGAAACGGAUCCCAGCGAUGAGGACUUUGAGUAUCCGCUGGCCAGCACCUCGAAGCGGCCGCAGAGUCUGCCCCCCAAGAAGCAGUUCGUGAAGCUGCACCAGGUGGAUCUGCUGAUGAAGAAGGCCGAUCUGCUGGACAAGGACUGGAUGAAGAACACUCGCCUGUGCCUGUGGCGCAAGGAUGUGCAGGCGAGCCUCUUGCAAAAGUUUCUCAGAGUCAAGUCGGAGCCCGGCGAGGAGCAGCUGCUAUUCACCUCCAGCUCGGUGUACUCCAGCUGGGAUGAGCAGCAGAUUGGCGACUACUUGGAGGUGAAGGCCAACUGCUUGGAUCCCAACAAUCGACGGUUCAAGCUGCACGAUCUGGAGGGCAUCAUGAAGGUAUCCGAGCAGCUGCUGGCGGAGCAGGAUAAGGAUGAUCCGGAUGAUGAUGAGGAGGAGGAGGCCGAGGACGAGCCGGAGCCCGAGCUAGAGCCAGAGUCAGAGCCAGUGCCAGAUCUCGACGAGGAGGAGGACGAGGAUGAAGAAGAAGCCGAGGACGAGGACGAUGGCCAAGAACAUACCGAUGAAACGGAUCCAUAAAUAACACAAAAUAAUCCUACUAAACAUACUACAGUAUAUACAUAGUAUAGCUCGGGAGAUUCUUAGCCGAGAUUAAUCGUAAACAGUUGGCCAAGUUAGUUGCCAGGCGUCUGUCUGGAGGCUGCAACUUUAAGACAAGUUUAAAUUUAAUUUAGUUAAUUAAUGGCAAGACAACCACAAAAAGAAAAGAAAUUUUAAAAAUA